CUAUUUUCCUCAACUAUCAGUCAAGUGCACAGCUAAGUAGAAAACACAAACGCUUACACCAUCAUUGUCGGCGUCUACAUCUACUUAGUCAGAUAAGCGAGGGCAACCAUUAUGCAAUUCAUUCUUUUUCGCUGACCACCUCAACUUUUACGUUGGCCAGAAGCAAACACGACCUAAUUCCUGUAAUUUCAAAACAGUUGGAGCCAGUUGCGGUUCUUUGCUUCGUCGGAGUUCAUCAUGUCGGAAUUCAACAUCAAAUCGUGGAUUAGAGGGAAAACCCUCCUCAUAACUGGUGGCACCGGUUUCCUUGGCAAAGUUCUCGUAGAGAAAAUAUUGCGCGAGUGCAAUGGCGUACGAAAAAUCUACUUACUCUUCCGUGCUCGAGACAGAUCCCAUUUGGUCAAUCGGUUCCAGGACUACAAACAGAACCAAGUUUUCGGGAGACUAUGUGCGGCGGAUUUGAAAAAACUAUGUCCAAUUCUCGGUGACCUGGAGAAGUUGAAGUUGGGUUUAAGUGACAAUGAUAGAAACCUUUUGGUAUCUGAAGUGGAAGUCAUAAUGCACACAGGUGCAUCGGUGAAGUUCGAUGAAGAUCUGCAUCAAGCCGUUAUGCUAAAUAUCCGCGGAACGCGGGAGUUGGCUGAGUUAGCAAAAAAGAUGGUGCAGCUGGAAGUAUUCGUUUAUGUUUCCACUGCCUUCUCGAACUGCCAUGUCUCUGAAAUCAAUGAGGAAAUCUACGAGGCCCGCAUGGAUCCGCACAGAGUUAUAAGCAUUUGUGAAAAUCGAGCCCAUGAUGAGAUUAAGGGAAAGGUGGCCCGUCUCUAUCCAAAUGUUUAUAUUUUCUCCAAAAAUCUGUCAGAGAGACUGAUAUCCCAAUAUGCUGCAGAUAUACCAAUUGCGAUUGCGAGACCAUCUAUUAUAACGCCUUCGGCGAGUGAUCCUUACCCGGGUUGGAUGGACUCACGAAACGGACCCAUGGGGUUGAUUAUGGGAGCAGCAGCUGGAGUGAUUCGUUGUGCGUAUGGUUUCAAAUGGGCUAUUGCAGAUUUUGUACCAGUGGAUAAGGCCGCUAAUGGCAUUAUAGCAAUUGCUGCAGAAGUUGGGCAAAGUAGAACGAAGAGCUGUCCUGUCUAUAACCUGGCAAGCAGCAACGAGGCGCCGAUUACGUGGCAUCACUUCAUUCAAAUCGAGAAAGAGAUUGUGAUACAAGACCCUUAUCCAUCGAUGAUGUGGUACCCAGGCGGUGGCAUCCAUGAAAACCUCUUCACUUAUUAUCUCUCAUUCAUUCUCUUCCAACUGCUACCAUCACUUGCAGUCGAUACCAUCCUAUUCGUCCUACGAAAACGUCCUUGGCUCUUUCGACUUCAAAUGAAAGCCUUCCGAAAUCUGCAGCUCCUCUCAUAUUUCAUCAGCCGAACUUGGACCUGGAAAACGGGCAACUGCAAUGCUCUCUACAAUCGCCUGAAUUUCGACGAACAGUCAGUCUUCAACUUCAAAAUGUACAAUAUGGACUACGAAAAAUACUUCCGCAACUGGCAUGCUGGAUGCAAAAAGUACUACCUCAAAGUGGGGGAACACGACUCCAGGAAGGCACUCUUGAAACUGAGAAUAUUUUAUUGUUUAGAACUUUUAUUGAAAAUUUUGUGUUUUUUAACAGUUGGUUAUGUCCUUGUGAAAAUAUUGGGUCAACAUAAUUUAAUACAAAUCCCAAAAUUGGAAACAUGUGGUGCGUGUACUAAUGCUUACAUGGUUCUGAAAGGAGCAUAUUUGCGUAAGUAGUGAAAAGUCUUGUGAAAUUAGUGUUAAAUAAAAUUUGUUCAAUUUUA
Messenger RNA from Hermetia illucens (black soldier fly), 1826 nucleotides. Its product is annotated as putative fatty acyl-CoA reductase CG5065. Gene Ontology annotation, biological process: long-chain fatty-acyl-CoA metabolic process. The transcript has 2 exons. NCBI's taxonomy places the organism in Eukaryota, Metazoa, Arthropoda, Insecta, Diptera, Stratiomyidae. The record is from RefSeq and is a predicted model, not a curated record. Gene Ontology annotation, molecular function: alcohol-forming very long-chain fatty acyl-CoA reductase (NADP+) activity. The coding region runs from base 238 to 1779 and encodes 513 amino acids. Gene Ontology annotation, cellular component: peroxisome.